This is a messenger RNA of Merops nubicus (carmine bee-eater), 1161 nucleotides long. It is a transcript of the gene HSF2BP, whose product is annotated as heat shock transcription factor 2 binding protein. The record is from RefSeq and is a predicted model, not a curated record. Gene Ontology annotation, cellular component: cytosol. The transcript is spliced from 8 exons. NCBI's taxonomy places the organism in Eukaryota, Metazoa, Chordata, Aves, Coraciiformes, Meropidae.
AUGUAGAGAGAUAAUGUGAUUUGCUCUAGGCUAGAAUGGUAGAAAUUAGAUUACAGUCAAAGAGUCAAUCUCAGAUACUUUUGGAAUAUUUUUGUCCAAGAGAAAGGAUUCAAACAGAAAAGCACAACAAGGCUGCAGCAGUGUCUUUGGAUGGUUGUUGGUUGGUUUGUUUGUUUUUUGUUUCAGAAGGCUGAGACCAAAGAGGAAUUUGUUAAAGUUAGAAGAAGGGAUUUGGAAAGGCUGACAACUGAAGUUAUGCAAUUGCGGGAUUUCUUGCCCAAAAUAAUAAAUGCGGAUAUCCUGGGGGCAUUCCAGAAACUGGAUGCUCUUGAAUCAAACAUGGAGAAAAAGGAGGAGGAAAUAGAGCAGCUGAAAAUGGACUGUGAACACUUCAGAGCCCGUCUGGAAACAGCCCAGGCAGAUUGCAUGAGAGAGAAGAAGGAGAAACUAAACCUCCGCCAGCAGCUGAACGAGGCCAAGCAGCAGCUCCUGCAGCAAGCAGAGUACUGCACAGAGAUGGGUGCAGCAGUGUGCACGUUGUUGUGGGGUGUAUCUAGCAAUGAGGAAGCUGUUAAAUCCAUUCUAGGAGGAAGUAAAGCACUUAAGUUUUUCAUAAUCAGUGCACAGACCAUGGAGAGCUUUGUGAAGUCGUUAAGUGAAGACAUGAAACAGCAGGAUUUGGAUUCUGAUGAAAAUCAGUUUGUAUUAGCUUUGGCAGGGAUUGUAACAAAUGUGGCUGCGCUGGCAUGUGGCCGGGAGUUCUUGGUUAGUUCAAGUCCUGAAUUACUGGACACAAUGAUGCACCUACUGGGGGACAUGAAGCCAGGACUCUGUACCAAAUUUAAAGUGCUAAUGCUAAUGUCACUUUACAAUGUGAGUAUCAAUAUGAAAGGCUUGAAGUACAUCAGUGAAAGUCCAGGUUUUAUUCCUUUGCUUUGGUGGCUAUUGAACGACCCAGACACAGAAGUGUGCCUCCAUGCUCUGCGGCUCAUCCAGUCUGUGGUUCUGGAGCCAGAGGUGCUGGCCAGGGCGGGCCCCGAGAUGCGCGACACUUUGCCGUUGCAGCGCAUCAUCGCGCUGUCCAAGAGCCGCAAUGCGGAUCUGCAAACCCUCGCAAGAGAACUACUUGAAGAUCUUAAAAUACUUGAGUAUGAGGCAUAG